Molecule: messenger RNA, 3590 nt
Organism: Anastrepha ludens (Mexican fruit fly)
Lineage: Eukaryota; Metazoa; Arthropoda; Insecta; Diptera; Tephritidae
Gene: Nct
Product: nicastrin
Exons: 7
Coding region: 123-2270 (715 amino acids)
Biological process (GO): protein processing; Notch receptor processing
Cellular component (GO): membrane
Source: RefSeq, a predicted model, not a curated record
CUGAACACACCGCGUAGCAUUAAUCGCAAACGAAAACGGUCAUCAGCUGCAGCAGAUAAAGUUGCAUUCUUUUAUACACAAAUUUAAGACUUCAUUAAAAAUUUAGCAGGCUACAGCGAAUAAUGUGGCUUCAGUUAAAAACGAGAAUUUCUUUGCUAAUCCUGCAACUGAUCGGCUUGAACGGCGUAUUGGUAGCCGGCGACAGUCAGCGAACACGCGACCAAAUAUACACAAGCAUUAGCGGUGCCAGCUGUUUCAGACGCCUCAAUGGCACGCAUCAGACAGGUUGCUCUUCAAAACAAUUCGGCUCCGUUGGUGCGCUGCAUCUAAUACAAGUUGUAGAAGAUUUUGAAUUUUUACUGCGAAACCCACCUGCGCCUCCAUAUGCACCAAUGAUACCACCUCGCCUCUUCACACGCCAAAAUAUGCUGCGUUUGAAGAACGAAGGCAAAAAUAAUAUAUCUGUAGUGUUGCUCAUCAACGAUGUCGAUAAGAUGAUUCAAUUCUCACAUGAACUUACAUGCCCAAAUCAAUAUAGUGGCUUAUUAUUGCCUGGCAGCAAGGAAACAGCGACAUGCGAUACGCAAAAUGCGGCGAAUUCGUGGAAUCCUUGGGGUACUGGACUGCUACAUGAAGACUUCCCCUUCCCCAUAUAUUACAUAGCAGACGAAGAGGAGGUCUAUAAGCUGAAGUCAUGUUUUGACAAAUUUAACAAUUUCGAUUACGAAGGACAUGCUACACGAAGUCUUUGCGCUGUAGAAGUAACUACAUUUAUGUCGGCUGCGGUUAAUUCAGAAGUUUGCAUGCGUCGAACGAAUUUCAUCAACAAUUUGGGGCCCACUAAGUUCUGCGAUCCCUUAGAGGGCAGCAAUGUUUAUGGCACACUUUACCCACGUAACUUUGUAGGAAGUACAGUGUCCGAAGAGAGUUCUCAAGUACGCAAAGUUGACCCAAGUGAAAAAUUUAUUUUAAUCAGUUGUAGAAUGGAUACUACGUCAAUGUUUGAAGGAUUAGGUCUGGGUGCUAUGGAUUCGUUAAUGGGUUAUGCGACAUUAAUGAGUUUAGCGGCAACUUUAAAACAAUACCUUCCAAAGAACUAUGCGGAUUUAACCACGAAAAGCAAUAUACUCUUUGUUAUAUUUAAUGGCGAAUCGUACGAUUAUAUCGGCUCACAACGAUUAGUCUAUGAUAUGGAAAAUUUAGAGUUCCCCUUAAGCUCAACCCAAACAGCACCGAUCUCUUUCGAAAAUGUUGAAUUAAUGAUCGAUAUUGGCUCAUUAGAUGAUAUCUCGACAAUAAAUGUGCAUGCAUUAAAUGCAACCGAUGAAGUGAAGGCAUUCGCAAUGCUUUUGAGUUCGCAUGGACAAAAUUUCAAUAUACAAUUUGAGUUAAAUGUGGGCAAAAGUUUGCCGCCUACUUCAGCACAAUCAUUCUUACGUAAAAUACAAACAUUCCCUGCAUUUAUAUUAAACGCGAAGCCGCAGAAUAGAUACUAUCACUCCAUCUAUGACAAUGCGGCAAACGUGAACUUCACCUACGGUAACUACACUGAACAAAACUACACUAAGCUCAUGUCCACAGAGGAGGCACUACGCUUUUUCACUGCCGAUUCAUUACAAAUGAAGAUACGCAAUGUGUCAACAAGUGUGGCAUUGACAUUGGCACAAUUACUCUUAAGUCAAGAGCGUACAGAUAAGCAAUAUGCGAGUCCUUUGUUAGUGGAUGAGAUUUUGCAUUGUUUUCUACAAGCGUCUGAUUGUCGGCUUUUCAAAGACGCUUCGCCUGUGAAUAGCCUGCCUGGCUUGCCAUUUCCACCAAUGCGUUAUAUCAGUGUUGCUGGCAGCCCGGCCGAGUCUGCCGGUUGGACUUAUCGCUUACUCGGCUUAUUGUUGUCAUCGGAAGAACCAGAUAUUACCGAAGCAAAUUGUAAACCAUUACCGCUACAAUGGAUUACCGGUCAAAAAGGUGUAGGCGAAUGUCGACGGACUACGCAUAACUAUAGCCCCGCCUUGAGUCCCGCAUUUUUAAUCGAGAACUAUGAUUGGAAAUCUGGUGAAUACUCAACCUGGACUGAGUCGACUUGGACACAGUUCAGUGCACGCAUGUUCCUACGGCCGUCCAGAAUACAUGAAAUCAUCACACUCUCCAUUGGCAUUGUUGUGCUGAUAAUAUCGUUUUGUUUGGUUUACAUCAUUAGCAGUCGCUCGGAAGUGCUUUUCGAAGGCGCAACGACAAGUUCCGAUGCGUUAACCGCUCCAACUGCUUGUUAAUAAUAAUAAUAAUAAUAAUACAAAACAAUGUGUUGUAAACAUAAAUGACAGGACCGUCUCUCUCUAAUUAAAAUUUAAUUGGAAAUGCCAAAAUAUACAACAUACACACUCAACAACAACAACAAAACAAUAAUUGUACUGUCUACUCAUCCAAUAUCUUCAUAAUCAUCAGCCACACGAAAACCAUUCUCCACCAACACACCGUCUGUUUCAACUAACCGUUAUAAAAUAGUUCACAAUCAGCAUACACUAGAGCACUCGUUAAUUGGUAACAAAAUAUAUGUACAACUCGACACAAGCUGAUGCAAACAGAGACGCACACACUCCAGUUGCCGUACGUACUACACUUAAAGACUGCUGCCAAGUUGUUACAUUUUUACCAAAAUAAAAACCACGAUACCAUAAAAUAAAGUAGUUAAACUAAGGUAAAAAAAAAACAAAAAUAAUAAAUAAAAUGAAAUUAUAAAUACAAUCCGUAAAUAUGCUAUUGUAGUAGUACUGCAGACACGAGUUUAAGGGUGUUCCUUGGAUUGAUUGCACUCGCCAUUUAAAAGCGUCUUACUAUAAAUUCUUGCUUUGCAUACAUUUUGAACUAAUUGUUUAGCGCAAACGUAAUAAGUACUAAAUUUUUAAUCAUCAAUAAUGUGGACUUUGUGUGUGUCAUAUACCCAUGCGACAUCUUCAUGCAAUUCGUUUUGUAAUCUCAUUUUUUAACUCAAUAACACAUUGGUACAUACUAAUAUAUGCUAUAAAAGACAAGUUGAUAUUCAAUUUCAUUACUAAUUAACUUUGUAUUACUCAAUAUGUUUCCAGAUAUUCGUAUAGUGCAUUAUAGUUAAGCAAUCGCAGUAUUGGCAAAUAAUUGUGUAUGAAUAUUAAAAAAAUUAAUCAAAUAAAUUUUAACGAUACUCUGGUUUACUUAUAAAUUGUAAAGUUUACUUAUAGCAAUUACUUUCUUAUUUUUCAAAUAAAUUAUAUAUUUCUAAAUUUACUAUUCUAUAGACAGUAAGUCAAAGUUAUAUACUAUUUUUUGUAUAUAUAUAAAUAUAAGAAAAACAAAAAUAUCGUAAUUAUAAGUGCUUUAUGGAAAAAAAAAUUAUUUUUAUUCAGCGAAUGUUACGAAAGUGUCAUUCAUUUAUUUAUAAAUGCGUGUAAAAACGUAAUUUCGCAGAAACAAACGCAGUUUGUCAAGUAAGUUUCGAGUGUGUUUUUGAAAUUCUUUUGAAAUGCAUUAAUGCAAAUAUGUAUGUUUCUUGUAUGAACAAUAAUAUUGUAUACAGACAUUUACUAGAAUACAUAAUAAAGUCAAAAUAUUAAUAA